Molecule: messenger RNA, 386 nt
Organism: Capronia epimyces CBS 606.96
Lineage: Eukaryota; Fungi; Ascomycota; Eurotiomycetes; Chaetothyriales; Herpotrichiellaceae
Exons: 1
Coding region: 114-386 (90 amino acids)
Source: RefSeq, a predicted model, not a curated record
CGCUGAUCGUCCAACUCAGGACAGGACAAAUCGGCUUCAAUGCUUUCCUCUACAAGAGAAGAGUGCCCGGGGUCGACAGCCCUCUCUGUUUACAGUGUGAGAGCGGAGAGGAGAUGACGGUGGAACACGUUAUACUGAAAUGCCGGCGGUGGAACGAGCUACGAGCAAGAGUCAUUAGGAACAACGCCGGGGACUCCCUAGCCGCGAUACUCAGCACAAGACAAGGGUGCCUUGAGGCGGCCCGCCUAGUCCUGGCCACAGACCUGCUGGCACAGUACAGGAACUACAGAGAGGUGGGGGAGGAGGGCGACGAAGGAGAGAUAGCAACAAGGGACGAAGAGGAAGAGAUGGAGAGGGAGGGAGAGAGCGAACAAGAGCGGGAGUAA